This is a messenger RNA of Colletotrichum godetiae, 1449 nucleotides long. Its product is annotated as aminotransferase class-III. Gene Ontology annotation, molecular function: pyridoxal phosphate binding; transaminase activity. Gene Ontology annotation, cellular component: cytosol. NCBI's taxonomy places the organism in Eukaryota, Fungi, Ascomycota, Sordariomycetes, Glomerellales, Glomerellaceae. Bases 1 to 1449 code for a protein of 482 amino acids. The transcript has 6 exons. The record is from RefSeq and is a predicted model, not a curated record.
AUGGCCGCUGCCUCGCAGAAUAUCGUCAAGAGAGUAGCAAAGAUUUGCCCAGAAUUGGUCCCAACACUCGCCGUGAAAGGGGUCCCAGCUUCCAGCGCAGUCCUUCAUCGCUCACUUAAAAGCGCUCCACCUCACGUGGUAUCGGCAAAGGGCAAACAUUUGACAUUUUCCGAUGGCCGAACCAUCCUAGAUUCAACAUGCGGCGCAGCAGUAGCGUGCAUAGGAUCGAACAAUGAACGGGUCAAAAAGGCUAUGGUUGAGCAGAUUGACAAGUUCGCCUAUUGCAACUCUAUGUUCUUUGGUCACGAGAUUGGGGAGAAGCUGGCUGAUGAACUCAUUGACGGGACAGGCGGUGCCAUGUCGAAGGCGUACAUUAUGUGCUCUGGCUCCGAGGCAAUGGAAUCUUCGAUGAAGAUGGCACGACAGUAUUUCAUGGAGCUGUCUCCACAAGAGCCAAAGCGAAUCAACUUCAUUGCGAGAGAAGGAUCUUACCAUGGCACGACUCUUGGCUCUCUAUCAAUGAGUGGUCAUGUCGCGCGCCGGAGUCUAUUCCUCGAUAUGUUACUUCCGAACAUUUACAGAGUGUCUGCCUGCAACCCUUAUCGCGGCAUGAGCGAGGGCCAAACCACCGAGGAAUACAUCGCUCAGUUGGCCGAUGAGUUAGAUCAAAAGUUCCAAGAGCUUGGCCCUAAUACUGUGUGUGCGUUUGUAGCAGAGCCUAUUGUUGGUGCAACUCUAGGUUGUGUUCCGGCCCCACCUGGAUACUUCAAAGCCAUGAGAAAGGUUUGCGACAAGUAUGGCGCCCUUCUCAUCUUAGAUGAGGUCAUGUCCGGCAUGGGCCGCUGCGGCUCCUUGCAUGCUUGGCAACAGGAAGGGGUUGUCCCCGAUAUUCAGACACUUGCCAAGGGUCUCGGUGGCGGCUACGCGCCCAUGGCGGGCAUGCUUAUCAACCACCGCGUGGCUGACUCCCUCAAGAAUGGUAGCGGCUCAUUCUCACACGGUCACACGUAUCAAGGCCAUCCGGUGGGAUGUGCCGCCGCACUAGAAGUCCAGCGGAUCAUUCGCGAAGAAAAUCUUAUUGAGAACGUUCGAAAUCAGGGCGCUCUGCUUGAGGCGCGCUUGAGGUACUACCUAGAUGACCAUCCUCAUGUUGGCAACAUCCGAGGCAAAGGCCUCUUUUGGGGGAUCGAGUUCGUCAUGGACAAACAAACCAAAGAACCAUUCCCAAGAUCUGAGGAUAUUGCCAAUAAAACCCAUCUCAUUGGGUUCAAAGAUUUCGGUAUCAGCUUGUAUCCUGGAAUGGGAACGAAAGAUGGUAUUUUGGGCGACCACGUCCUUCUUGCGCCGGCAUACACCAGCACUGGUGAAGAGAUUGAGGAAAUCGCAUCCAGGACUCGAGAUACUAUCUUCCAGGUAUUCAAGAGCAUUGGAACUUCAACCGGUGUUUGA